AUGAAGUCUGUCGCUACUCUUGCUACUGCGGGCGCCGCCUUCGUCGGCCUCGCCUCUGCAUGCAGCACCUUCAACAAUGUCGAGGUGACUUUCUAUGGCUGGCCUGACAACUCUCCUCCUGGGCCCGGCACCGCCUACGACUGUGGCGGCCGUAACUACGUCGCUGGUGGUAGCGGAACUUACGACGACCCCAUUACUAUCGCUACUGCUGAGAGCGAGCUCAGCGUUUGCGAGACUGUCUACAUUCCUCUUUUGAAGAAGUACGGUCGCCACGAAGAUGACUGCACUCAAUGCGAGUCGGACUGGAACAACGGCCAGGCUCACAUUGAUAUCUGGACCGGCUCCAACUCUUCGGGUGGCGGCGAUGCUCAAAUUGACUGCGAGGACAACCUCACCUCUGGAGGCCAAUACUCUAUUGUCAGACAGCCUGCAACUGAUCUCGAGGUCGACACCACUCCCUUGUUCGUCCCUCCUAGCACUUGCAAUACGGGCAACAUUUACGAGGGCAACCAGGCUUCUUGCUAG
Molecule: messenger RNA, 525 nt
Organism: Trichoderma atroviride IMI 206040
Lineage: Eukaryota; Fungi; Ascomycota; Sordariomycetes; Hypocreales; Hypocreaceae
Source: RefSeq, a predicted model, not a curated record